CUUUCAAAUAAAUCAAUAUUUCGAUCAACAUCGAAUGCCAUUAAUGCAAAUGAAGAACUGAAAUAUUGUUUGAUAUUAAAAUUGUUUAUUAUUUCUUCAAUUUCAAAUAAAAUGUGUCCCAGUUCGAGCAGCAGCGGCAGCUGGCGGUGGGGAUCGCGAAUCAAUCCGAGGAACCUUGGUGAGUUGGUAGUCUCCCCCUCUGUGUAGAAUCGUAACUGUAUGACUGUGUGUACUGUGCCGCUGACAAUGAGCCGCGGCGGUGACUGUGAUAAGUGAUCGCGUACCCUUCCUCGUCGCUAAACGCGUAGUGGCAGUGGAGAAAGAUAGUACGUCGGCCAAGGAAAGAGUCUACCUCUUGAUGACUCGCGCUUUACGUAGGGCGCAACGUAGCCGGAGCUCACAAUUAUGUUCGAUGUACCGCCCAAGUUCUACGAGCUGUGUCGCCUUUGUUUAUCGUCGGACGGUGUCAAAUUGUCCAUAUUCAAGGAGGAGGGCGCCCAGCGGAACUUCGCCGACAAGAUACUGACGUGCCUCUCGAUUACGGUGAAAGAUGGGGAUUCUUUGCCACCAAUCAUUUGUCACCGAUGCGUGUAUAAGUUGGAUGUACUGUACAACUUCCGUGAAGUGUCACACAAAUCUGAUGUCAUACUUAAACAGUACCUGGAUUAUGCCAAGCAGUUAUCAUCACACGAUGAUCAGAAGUCUUUCUCCACUGCCAAAGUAGCAGGCUUAAGCCCACUACAGUCAUUUCUCCAAUUGAACAAAACAUUGUUCAACGAGGAGCCUAACUCUCCGGCCAGCAUUAAUCAAAAUAUUAUACCUCAGACGCAAACGCAUCAUUUGGAGUUGCGCAGCAACGACAUGCCCGAGCAGGACAACGUUAAGUGUGAACCAGAGGAUGAUACGUAUUCGAACAGUUCCGAUCCAGACAGAUUAGAAAUAGAAGAUCGGGAUGAACAGGAUACAGAGGGGGAAGAAAAUGGUUAUGAUAUGACCAUUAACAAGAGAAUGAAAGUGGAAACAAAUUACGAGGGAUCGAAACCGAAUACCCCUAAUCACAGUCCAGUGAAUAGAAUGGACACACCAGAAAGUAAUUGCUCGGACACAAAUAUCGAUCAAGAAACAACAAAACUGUGGCAAGCAUUAGCAAACAACAGGAGUUUAGAGAUUACAAGGACAAACGGCGACAAACUUAAUAAUGGAUUUACUGGCGAGGCAACUAAUCUUCUUCGUUCUUUAAUCAACAAUAGACAAAUUGGUAUUACUGCUGUCGAUUCUGACAGAGUAUCACCACAAAUUAGGUUUUACAGAGACACCCAAGGGACAACAAUUGAACGCUCUAUACCAGACUGUUCUGUUCUCGGCAAUCGUACUAACGUCUCGUGUAUAGAAAAUAAGGGUACUUCCAUGGAUAGCAAUCCAUCUAGCCCCGCUAGUAUCGGUCGAAAGGAAACUAAGGGCCGCAGAAAACAAAGUUAUCCCAGUAAAGCACCGAUGAGUCCAGAUAUUGUUAAUUAUCAACACGAAUCUAACGAAGAACAAGCACAAGAUUUUACAGCGUGGUCAAACAAAAUGAAGGGAAAGGUAGAGGAUCAGAAACAACAAUUUGAUCAACACAGUGGUAACAUGACAAAAAAGGUUGACAUGUCCUGCACAAACUGCGGUACUAUGACUACAACAAUUUGGAGAAGAAAUAUGAAAGGAGAAAUGGUCUGUAACGCGUGUGGGCUCUAUUACAAACUACAUGGAGUAAAUCGUCCGGUGACCAUGCGGAGGGAUACAAUACACACGCGUAGACGCAGACCCAAGGGCGAAAAACCAACAAGGCAUAGAAAAAAAGGAGACACAAUUUUGGCACCACAAUCUGAACAAAUGGAUGCCGAGAGUGCAGACAUGUUAGCUGCUCUACGACGACAAAUCCAACCCCACUUAAUGAUGGCCGCGUUAACGCCACCACAUUUACCUGGUGCCCAUCCGCCACCCUCUGCCGCUCAACUUAAUUACUCCCUCCCCUUACCUAGUUAUAUGAUGCACCAUGUAAAAUCGGAAGGACGAGAACAGUGUCAUUUAUCUGCGGAUGCAGAGGAAACAGAGGAAGGAGACGAAGAAAAUGUUUCGGACGUACCAUUGAAUCUAGUUGCGACCUCGUUAUCCGAAGAGACACACUGAAACAUUUUGGCCAACUUCAGAACGACUUCGCUAGGUAUAUAUAACAAAGAAUCUCUAGACAGAAUAGACUGUCCAACGAUAUAUAGGGCGUAGAAGAGAUGAGAUUGUUCUCCUUCUCCAUUCUACCGCCACUUCUCGUCCAUAAACCUCCCUUAUCUGCUCUCGGUUUCUCUCCUUUCUCUUUUUCACGAUCUUGAGAAAUUAGAGGUGGUAGAAUAUUGGGAUUUAUUUCCCGCGAGCUACCAAGCCCGUGGUGCAGAGCGCACGAAGGAACGAUGAUAUUAAAUACGCAGUAUUAAUUACGUGGUUAUUCAAAUUAUGUACAUAUAUAUACAUGAAUACGAAGAAUAUUUUUAUACAAAAUUUUCUACGCUUGCAGCUAGAGAGCGACGGGCGAUCGUUGUACAUACACGCGCAAAUUGUUCUUUCGGUGUCGCAUGUAUUUUCGCGUCAAAGAUAUGGUGGUCGUUGUCUGUUUUCUUAGUGGUGUAAGAAAAUCAGUCACCAGUGAAAGAUCUAGAACGGUGCUGGAUUUACUGUUCGGAAAGGCUUAGAAGUAAAUGAAGAAUAAAAAAAAAGAUUUGUCACUAAAAAUUUAGUGAACAAAAUUUCACCGUUUUGUUCCACGGGCUUUUAGCUGUCAGUGACGUAACAAUCAUAAUACUCUCGUUAUCUUGCGUAAUAUUAAGCUAAAAAUGACUCAGCUGAACUUAACUAGUGAACAAAAAAAAAUUUAUUUUUUAAUCGGCUUUAAUAAGGGACGAAAAUGUUUCGCGAUUAAGAAGGUUAAAAGUAAUCGAAAGAUAACUAAUAGAACAGAAAACGGUUGUACGACGUGACAAAUGUUUACUAAAAAAAAUAUCCGAUACGUACUCGGUAAUUUGAGCUUUGCCAAAUUACGUUUAUGCCAGUAUCAUCGUAUUCUAGUGGCCUUUCAGCGGUUAAUCAUUUUCCUCUUCCCUGUUAGCUUUUAUCUUGCGCAGUAAGUGCAGAUAAGUUACUUACAGAUAAAAUCUUAAUUUAGAUGACGUAGGUACUUUUUUUACAUGAGCACGAGACUGCCGAUGUAAACACAUUUAAUACUGUUUCUACCUUUUACGUAUUAUCUCCCCUUUAUCCACUAUGUCUCGGAAGGCUUCUCGACUGCUGACGCAGUAAUCGAUAAUUUGUACUUAAUAGGCAAAGCAACGCACCACCAUGUAAGCUAAGACUCCGAAAGCAAUAAGAAACGCGAUGGUACGUAGGAUAGAUUGUCGUCAUACAAUACUCGUUGACAUGCUCUCUCGACGACAAUUAACAAACAUACAAGAAUUUCAGGAAGUAAUACUUAGAUAACACUCACUUGUAUGCCAGACGUUAAAAGUAACAAAUUUUAUUGCUCCACAGUUGCUGUAGGCAUCCACGAACCUCACAAUCUUUUUCAAUAUUUCUUCCUUAACUUUGUUUUGUCUUAUAUUAUUCGUAUUAUAAAACAAGAAACGAUACUAUCGAUAUCGAUUAACAAAACUGCUUAUUAUCGAAUCUGUCAUUUCCGUCAUCGACUAACAUGUCAUCCCAUUAUGUCCCUAAGGGCUAUCACUGAUCUAUUUUUUCCAGAAUGUACAGAUCUUGUGUUAAUAAACAGGUAUUAAGCAAACCUAAAUAGCACAUAAUACGAUGGCCAGUGCAUCUACUCAUGUAUCGUUAUAUCUAACAUUGUAUACCUAAACAACUUUGCCAAAAAUAGAUUUAGUCUAUGUAACAUAGAGUAUAGUUAAGGGCAUACGAUAAAAAUUAAUGUUUUAUCUUUCUCUUUCACAACGUCAUGCACAACAUUUACACAUGUCUCCUUCAUUUUUUCCCUUCUUAUGUGUCUUCUUAUCAGUGAUACCUCUUGGCCAGCCGCUUCGUAGAGCUUUUAAAUUUGCUUACAGUAAUUCGUGGAGCAACUUAGUCUUAGUCGUUAUCAAAGGAGCCUUAUAAACACACUCGUAUAAGUAUAUAUAUGUAUACAUGACAUAUAUUAUAUAUGUAUAUAUACAUAUACCGAUAUACUAUUCUAUAUUAUCGUACGAGUACGAAAUGAUACCACAAAUCAGUGCUGUUUCUCUAUUUGUUUUUUCAUAUUUUUUCUGAACUCUAGCGGGCAGGUUAUUCUUUAUAUUGUAUAUAUGAAAGUUAACGAUUGGUUUAUAUGAUUUACAUUGUGUAAUGUUCUAGUAUGAAUUAAUGAGGAAUAGUAUGUAUAUAAUGUAUUUAAUGAAUAAUAAUAUACGCAAUGUAUUUCGAGUAUGACGAAAUUUGAUUUUUGAACGGGAAACGCACUGCGAACUGUGGUAUCUUAAUAUUGAUAACACGAGUAUUGGAGGAAGAGACAUAAGCGAUGAUGAGGUUUCUUACUAGUGUAAUCCGAAUGACAGAUUGCUAAGCUUUUCUCUCAUACGUCGAAAUGAUCCUUCCAUUUAGUACGUUUUCAAUAUAUUACUUGUUUCACAAGUAGAUCGAGGAGUGUCGUAUUUUUUAAAUAAGUAUCGAAAAGUACAAAUAUUGUAUUUUAUUUUUUUUCGCUACAGAAAGAAUCCAACAAAAAAGGUUAUUUAAUUCCGUUACUUGGUUUUCAUUCUGCAUUUCGUUUAAAAUUAAUAAUUUGUAAAGCCUUCGAAUCUAAAAUUAUUUUUUAGAAACGAGAUUUCAAUUUUCCUUGAAUCUUCUUUUGUGUCGAAAGUGACACUUGUUUAAAAGAUACGUACCGGUUUUAGGUUUGACAUCUCCUUAUUAGAGAAUGAAACUGAAAGUAAACAGUUAUUAAAGUACAUAAGGCCUGAUACUUUGUCAGUCCUGGACCGCCAGUUUUAAAUUAUGUUGACAGAACAUUGUGUAGCAUACCAUUUUAAGUGUACCAUACGCGAAGAGAAUGAAUUAAUUUAUAAAUAACACUGAUAGGAGAAGGAAAAGAAAUGGGCAGUUAUUCGCUAGGCAUUUUUUUUUCUUUCAAUUAUACAUUGGCUCGCAGUAGCUUGUUAAACAACACAGAAACAUAAUUAUUAUUAUUCUUAUAUAUAUAUUUUUUUUUAUUAUUAUUACCAACGUAGACGCGUAAGUAGAAUAUAGGUUUGAGCUCUCUACUAAUUCUGAAAAAAAACUAGACGAUAUUUUUUAUAAUUAUUAGAAACGAGGAGUCGAGUAUUUCUAUCACGUUAUUGAGUAUCGAUUGAUUAAACUGUAACGAUAUAAUACUAUUUUUUUUUUUUUUUAAAGUAAGGUUUAGUUGCAAGACCGCCACUCGAACGGUUCGUUUUUAACAAUGGUAAAAAAGAAAAAGCUGAGGCUUCUUAUAGAUUUUUUUUAUGUAUCAGUAUUCUACGCGUUUGACUUUAGUUGUUAAGAAGUUUUAACCAACACUACUUAAAAUGAUCCCCGACGGCGAGAUUUGUCUUACUUAAUUAUUAAAUUAUUUAGUUAUCUCCCAUGUCCCUUUACCCUAGUACCCCAUCUCCCGCCUCCCCUUACCCGUCCUCUCCUUGUUUUUGUACGUCUAUUUUUACAUAAGUGACCCUCCCCGGAUAUUAUUUAAACUAUAAUUUAUUGUAUUCACUGUUUUUUGCACCGACGUUUGCGUAAGACAUUUGGCAACGACUGGCUUAAUUUAUUGUUUCUAUUUACAUUGUACUUUAUAUACAAGUUUCACUCUUUUUUUUCUCUUUCUCCUUUUUUUUUUUUUUUUUUUUUUUUUGUAAACGAGUAAUUAGUUUGUAUGAUCAGGCACUGCGCGCAUAUGGUCAUUCCCUCCUUUUUUUUUCUGAAAGACACUCGUUAACAUGUGCGAGAUGCGGACGGUCGACGCUUUAGGUGCCUUCACCUGGAGAUUUCAUUGAAUACAAAUGUUCAAGUAAUAAUAAUAUUAAUAAUAACGAUAAUAAACUAUUAUUAUAUGUAUAGUGUGUACAACGCGUGUACGAUCACGAGUGUAAUCGCUGUUGCGACUCGAAUAACUGAGUCCCAGGUGCAAACAUAAUUGCCAGAAAUUCCACAUUAUAGCGACGUGGAGGCGACGGUGAUGGAAGCAGAUCGAAUCGGCUCGACAUGCUUCAUCGCCACGCGGUAAUAAUGUUUGACGAGAGCUUGUCUUUUUGUAAAGUGGCCGUUCCUGCGAAGCAUCUCGUACGCAACUUUAAACCGUGUCCGUAAUGAAUACGAAAUGUAUACGAAAGCUUCGAGAAUGAGAAGAUGAAAGCAAACAAAAUGAAAACGACGCAUAAUUGUACACGACAGAGAGAAGGGGUUUUUGCGAAACGAUAAAGAAGGGUCAUUCGUCGACGUCCUGCUCGUUGAGAGAAUAACUCGCGGUAUCGCUAUGAAAUCGCCGUCGUCGCUUUCGUUGACAUUGUCUUCGAUAUCACGCGUUUACUUGCAUAUUCAUCGACAUAAUGUUUGUCACGCAUUCCUUUCUCCAGUAAACCUGUUCUACCGAUUGAGAAAAUUGUUACUAUUUGCGAUAGCGGAAAUCGAGCGAUUGCGAGCUAAAGUUCGAAUCUGUAUGUUGAAAUUACUGUAGUAGAAUCUUUGUAGUUGUAGGAAGAAGGAGACAGUAUUCUCUUUUAAAUUGUCACAAGCCUAGGACCGAAUAGAGUCAAACUAAGAGGGAAGUGCGUGAAAUUUAAUCACUGUUGAUGUAGGGAAAGAUGGUAGAGAUAACUUUGUGACAAUUUGGCAGGGAAUAUUGUUUCGUGUAAUGUCAGGACGGUGCAACGAACAAUGAGGUUCUACCGUACCUCUUUAUUACAUAUGUUCGUGAAAGUCGACGUCGUUGAAAUUGAUACGCGUUGAAACGUUCAUCGGCGAUUUUAUUGCGAUCCACACUCGCAGCACUGUUCCGUCCAUCAGCUUGACCAUUGGGCGUUCUGAUUUUACAUCGGGUUCCGCCGAUGGGACUCCUAAGUCACAGUAUAUGUAACUUAACGAAUAAGUAAAAGAAAAUGAAACAAUAACACAGAAAAUGAAGGUACAGGCGUGUCGCGCAUUAUGUAUGACACGCAACCGGAAACGCCAAGACCCCUUCCCCGGUUCUACACUGAGUAUUAAAUUUGUACUAAUCGACUGAGUAUUAUUUUUAUAUCGAGCGUAAUAUUAAUAAUGGAAAAUUAAAUGCGAGACGGAAUGGUUAUACCGUACGUUAAACCAGAGAAUUAAGUAAUGCAGCGGUGACAAUGCGUUUUUUUCUCUUGUUUUCUUCAUUUUUCUCGUCCUUUUUUUUUUUUUUUUUGUUUUUAAAGAAUAAUACCGGAAUGAGAUAUAAAAACGUAACAGUGAACCAUUCCGUUCCGAGCAAACAAAAAAGAAAAGAAGAAAGAACGCAUGUGACCGAUGAAUGUGAGUGCCCUGAUUACAUAUUUUGUAUACAACCGUGAAAACCAAGCAAGCAAACGAAAAAUGAAAAAUGUAAAAAAAAAAAACAAACAAAUGAAACGAAGCGACAAACAAAAAGUAUAAAAAUGCAAAAGAUUGUAAUAACGCGAAAGUUUGUAGAGCGUUGCGAAGCUUUGGUCAGGUCAGAAGCUAACUUAAUAUCGAUGGCACGGAAUAACGCGUCGUUAGCAAUAGCGGGGGAAGAAAAUUACUUUUGUAUUCACGAUCUACGACAUAAGUUAGUUCAAGCUAAGGCCAGCAGCUGUUGAGAUUAUUCAAGGUUGUGUGUAUCAUUAUAAGUAUUUUGAAUUGUUGAAUAGUAAAUAGUGUAAGCGGUGGCUUGAACGGGGCGACGUCCCGCGCCCACGGAUAAACCAAGAGACGUCGCGUCGUCCAAGUUCGGUCUCAAGUAUUCAAAUGUCAGACUCCUUUCUCUGUCACGAACGAUGAUAAUGUUUUGUCCCGUACGAUCGACCUGCCGAAUUCACUUCGCCUGUGUGUUUUGUACACCCGGUUCCGUAAUUUGUGAUAUAAUCGAACGGGAAGCGAUUCCUCGUGCAAAGUAGGCCACCAAUGUGGAAUUGAAUCUUUCCAUACGAGGUUCCAUUUUCAAAUAAAUCGGCUUCGAAGAUUCUCUCGUUUCAGUACAAAUCACCAUUCUCUAAAGACACGACAGGUCAUAUUUGAAACUGAACCUGGUAUGGACACAUUUUACUCUAGAUUUUCGACUCAUCUUUGAACGAGGGAUCACCCCUUUUUUGAUUCCAUUCCAAAUUACUGGACAAUCUGUACACACAUACACAUACAUAUAUUUUUUAAUAUUGUAACGUAACGGUCGUAGAUCCCACACGCGAAAUUGUUGGGACGUUCUAAUUUAUAGAUAACAAAACACAUUACGCGGAUUUUCCCAUGACAGGUGCACCUAAUUUCGAUUAUCUUACGGGUCUAACUCGAAACUCUGGAAACUCUCGUUCUGUCCUAUUCGCCUUGUCUCUGUCACCCCGUUGAGUCUAUAUCUUUCCAAUCUCUGUGUUUUCUUACUUCGGACUAUCUGCGACUCUCUUUUUAUAUUGUAACGAUAAGCGAAAACCCUGUUAGACAUUUUAAGCUAUUUAUUGGGCUGCUAUGUGAUUUGUUGGAAAUUAUUUUGAGAUGAAUUUUUCUCUACAAUCUCGACGACGUCGCUGACGCGUAGACGCCAGCUGCGGGUGAUUCAUCGACGAAUCUUUCGGAUGAGAAGUAAAAGAAUUGUAAAAAAUGAAGAACAAAAAGAGAGAGAGAAUUGUGAUCACUCCACGUCUCUUAUUUUGCGCCUACCGGCCGGCUAAGUCAAGAGAGUAUUGCGCGAACUGUGUUUGUUGGCGCGAUUGCCCUCGAUUUUUCAAUAUGCGGGACAAAAAUCGCUGGAUGUUGUUUCGAUCAUUUUUUUUUUUUUUUUUUUUUUUUUUUUUUUUGUGCAAACGAUUCGACGCAACAGACACAGGCGAUCGGCGGGCAAAGGACCAAAAUGUACAACAAUUGCGUUUGCCCUUUUUUACGGUUGGUAUCGAUUCGUUUUUAUAACGUGUAAUGAAACGAUCGCGAACUGUAGUAUGUAUCGGAUGUCCGAGGAUUUUUAAGCGAUGUUGACAGAUUAUUUUUUGGGGAGCAUCUAAUUGCAAGGGCAUUGUUGUGAUACCACAGAUGCAGCUUCAUUGAAACUUAAAUAAAAAAUAAUGCGUUAACGAUU
Messenger RNA from Hylaeus anthracinus, 9283 nucleotides. Its product is annotated as transcription factor stalky-like. The transcript has 8 exons. Lineage: Eukaryota; Metazoa; Arthropoda; Insecta; Hymenoptera; Colletidae. Gene Ontology annotation, cellular component: nucleus. Gene Ontology annotation, molecular function: RNA polymerase II cis-regulatory region sequence-specific DNA binding; DNA-binding transcription factor activity, RNA polymerase II-specific; zinc ion binding. The record is from RefSeq and is a predicted model, not a curated record. Bases 406 to 2169 code for a protein of 587 amino acids. Gene Ontology annotation, biological process: negative regulation of transcription by RNA polymerase II; cell fate commitment; positive regulation of transcription by RNA polymerase II.